CCCUUCCCGCUGCCCGCCUCAGAAUAACGCGCUGCCGAGGGGGAGGACGGGACUGGGGGACCCAGAGCCGCUGGUUCCGGAGAGGACUCACACUUAAAAAACAUCAGGAUGAAAAAUAAAAAGACGUGAAGGGGGUGUGCGUUGGGGGGGGGGGGCACAGACGGAGGAAUGCGGGAGUCAGGGGUCAGGGCCGCUCCGGGGCGGUGGCGGCGGCGCGGGGCGGGGCGGGCGGCGCGGCGCGGCGCGCAGGAAUGCGCGGAAUGUCGCUGUUUGUCCGCGGCCCCAUUCAGCCCAUUGGCGAGGCCGCGCCGACGACGCGUAUAAAGGGGCGUCCGCACCGGCACUCCGUAGCAGUCACACAGCCGCUCUCCCACCGGACUCAGAAGGAGCGGAGCAGCGCAGCAGCGAGUAGCCGCUUGCACACUGCCCACUGCACACAGGGCCGUCCGCGCAGCGCUGCUGAGAAGAGCCGCCCGACGGGAAGCGCUCCUCGCUUCGCUUCGCCUCACCUCGACUCGGCUCAUCUCACCUCACCGCCCCUCCGCCGGGCAGCCAGACGCUGCUGCCUGCUCGUCGCCGCCGCUCACAAGCCGCUGACCGCCGCGGGAUGGCCCCCGCCAGCUUCGCCGUAGCCCUUCUCCUCGCCCUCCUCAGCCCGGAGGCGCAGAGCCAGGAGUGCAGCGGGCAGUGCCAGUGCGGCGCGGGGCCCGGCCCCUCCUGCCCUGCCGGCGUCUCCCUGGUGCUCGACGGCUGCGGCUGCUGCCGCGUCUGCGCCAAGCAGCUGGGCGAGCUCUGCACCGAACGCGACCCCUGCGACCACCACAAGGGGCUCUUCUGCGAUUUCGGCUCCCCCGCCAACCGCAGGAUCGGCGUCUGCACCGCUCGGGACGGCGCUCCAUGCGUCUUCGGCGGUAUGGUGUACCGAAGCGGAGAGUCCUUCCAGAGCAGCUGCAAGUACCAAUGCACCUGCCUGGACGGGGCGGUGGGCUGCGUGCCCCUCUGCAGCAUGGACGUCCGCCUGCCCAGCCCCGACUGCCCCUACCCGCGCCGGGUGAAGCUCCCUGGAAAGUGCUGCGAGGAGUGGGUCUGUGACGAGACCAAAGAGCAGACUGCAGUGGGACCUGCGCUUGCUGCUUACAGACUGGAAGACACUUAUGGUCCAGACCCAACAAUGAUGCGUGCCAACUGUCUGGUGCAGACCACGGAGUGGAGUGCUUGCUCCAAGACCUGCGGUAUGGGCAUCUCAACCAGGGUCACCAAUGAUAAUGCCUUCUGCAGACUGGAGAAGCAGAGUAGACUCUGCAUGGUCAGACCUUGCGAAGCAGACCUGGAGGAGAACAUCAAGAAAGGCAAAAAGUGCAUUCGCACCCCCAAAAUCUCCAAGCCCAUCAAGUUUGAGCUGUCCGGCUGCACCAGUGUGAAGACCUACAGAGCUAAGUUCUGUGGUGUCUGCACUGACGGGCGCUGCUGCACGCCCCACAGAACCGCCACCCUCCCCGUGGAGUUCAAGUGCCCUGAUGGGGAGAUCAUGAAAAGGAAAAUGAUGUUCAUCAAGACCUGCGCGUGCCACUACAACUGCCCCGGAGACAAUGACAUCUUUGAGUCUCUGUACUACAGGAAGAUGUAUGGAGACAUGGCAUAAAGCCAGAAGGAGAAGCUAACUAGAUUCUCGACUUGAACUGGUCUGCAUCUCAUUUUGUAAACAUGAUUCAAUAGCACAAGGUAUUUAAAUCAGUUUCUUUUUUUUUUUUUAAUUUCAACAAACUGCUCCAUGUGACUUAAGACAAUUUUUCUACUGACCCCAAAUGGUGGUUUGAAGAAGGUAAAACGGAUGGACAGUGGGACCACAGCAAGACACAGCUUCAGAACACAUUGUUCGUGAGGUGGUGUGAAGGGGUUAAGGGAAAUAGGCAGGAAAAGCAGAUUCAAGCAAAUGUUCCCUUAAUGUGGUAUAGCGUGCUUCAUCUAGCAGUGCAAUUGAGAAGGAGACCGUUAGCAUGUUUGCUGGUGCUGGCUUAGUAACAGCAACAGCUGGAAUGCAAACUCUCACCCAGCAAAGUGCUAAGUAGAAGGUGUUCUGUUAGUCAGGACAGUAAUGUUUCAGCUCUGACGCUCUGAUUCAUAUGGCUUGGUCAACAAGAAUCAGAAUCAUGUCUAUUAGACUGGACAGCUUGUGGCAGUUAAUUUACCUGUAACAAGCUACUUUUUAUUAAUAUUGUAAAUACUGUGUGUAUAUAUAUUUGUACAGUUAUCUAAAUUAAUUUAAAGUUUUGUGCCUUUGUUUAAUGCUUUGAAAUUUCAAUGAUAGCCUUCUUUUUUGGAACAAGAUAGGUAGGAUUUAAAGCUUGUUUGACAAUGCAUUCAAAGAUUGAAAUACAUACUCUAGUGGAAAUUGUUCAGAUAGGGCCAAAUGGUGAGUUGAGAACAAGAUGGAGAUUGUUACAGUUGAGUUGCCUGUAUCCUUACAAAGCAGUCAUCUGGCAAAAUAUAUUUACUUCCACUUUAUUGGAGAAGUGGCUUUAAGAAAAAAGGCUCUUCUGUAGCUCAUCAAUCUUUCCACUUGAGCAUUUGUUUCUUUCUUUGACGAUGGCUCUUUUUGGACAGUUUAUUUGUUGAAAAGUGUGACCAAAAGUUACAUGUUUGCACCUUUUUAGUUGAAAAUAAAGUAUUUAUAUUUUUUAUAUAAA
Molecule: messenger RNA, 2687 nt
Organism: Strigops habroptila (Kakapo)
Lineage: Eukaryota; Metazoa; Chordata; Aves; Psittaciformes; Psittacidae
Gene: CCN2
Product: cellular communication network factor 2
Exons: 5
Coding region: 608-1642 (344 amino acids)
Biological process (GO): signal transduction; cell adhesion
Cellular component (GO): extracellular region; extracellular matrix
Molecular function (GO): heparin binding; integrin binding
Source: RefSeq, a predicted model, not a curated record